Sphenostylis stenocarpa is the source of this 1029-nucleotide messenger RNA. NCBI's taxonomy places the organism in Eukaryota, Viridiplantae, Streptophyta, Magnoliopsida, Fabales, Fabaceae. The record is from the annotation of a GenBank genome assembly.
AUGGCCACGAAUUCUUCUAAUGGAGCACCAAAGCAGCCUCCCAUGCCAUCUCCCUUGCGUUUUUCCAAGUUCUUUCAGUCCAAUAUGAGAAUUCUGGUUACUGGAGGAGCUGGUUUUAUUGGCUCUCACCUAGUUGACAAAUUGAUGGAAAAUGAAAAGAAUGAGGUUAUUGUUGCUGACAACUUCUUCACUGGAUCCAAAGACAACCUUAAAAGAUGGAUUGGUCAUCCAAGAUUCGAGUUAAUUCGCCAUGAUGUCACAGAGCAAUUGUUGAUUGAGGUUGAUCAAAUCUAUCAUCUUGCAUGUCCUGCUUCUCCAAUUUUCUACAAAUACAAUCCUGUAAAGACAAUAAAGACAAAUGUGAUUGGAACACUGAACAUGCUUGGGCUUGCUAAGCGUGUGGGAGCAAGGAUUUUGCUUACAUCUACUUCAGAAGUAUAUGGAGACCCUCUUGUGCAUCCCCAACCAGAAAGCUAUUGGGGCAAUGUUAACCCUAUUGGAGUUCGGAGUUGUUAUGAUGAGGGCAAGCGUGUUGCAGAAACUUUGAUGUUUGAUUAUCAUAGGCAGCAUGGACUAGAAAUACGCAUUGCAAGAAUCUUUAACACGUAUGGACCACGCAUGAAUAUUGAUGAUGGGCGUGUGGUCAGCAACUUCAUUGCUCAAGCAAUUCGUGGUGAACCCUUAACUGUCCAAGUUCCAGGAACUCAAACUCGCAGUUUCUGCUAUGUCUCUGACAUGGUUGAUGGACUUAUACGUCUAAUGGAAGGGGAAAACACUGGUCCAAUCAACAUUGGGAACCCAGGCGAAUUUACAAUGACUGAACUAGCCGAGAAUGUGAAAGAGCUUAUUAAUCCAGCAGUGGAGAUAAAGAUGGUUGAGAACACUCCUGAUGAUCCUCGUCAGAGAAAACCAGACAUAACAAAGGCAAAGGAAUUGCUGGGAUGGGAACCAAAGGUCAAGUUGCGUGAUGGCCUUCCUCUUAUGGAAGAGGAUUUCCGUCAGAGGCUUGGGGUUCCCAAGAAAAACUAA